Messenger RNA from Dentiscutata erythropus, 230 nucleotides. Lineage: Eukaryota; Fungi; Glomeromycota; Glomeromycetes; Diversisporales; Gigasporaceae. The record is from the annotation of a GenBank genome assembly.
GCCAGAUUACUGAAGUACUUGACACCUACUACGAUUUCAACGAACCUACAGAGCCACUUAAAGAUGUUGUGCUUGGUUCUGAGAAAGGAGAAAUUGAUUUAAAAUCGUUUCUUGAAAAGCUUGCCGCUGAAUGCAACACUCUCAUACAAAAGUGGACCCAAGCAAAGAAAAAGAACUUACCCAAAAAAUCUCUGAAAGAUAAUAAUACUGAAAAGAAUGAAGGAAUCAAA